AUGAGUACUUUAUUCAUAAAGGUUUUUCUUAAAACUUAUGAAUUAGCUGACACUUUAAGAGCCAUGAAUAAGGCCAAGGAGGCUCUGGAUUCUUAUAAUCAAGCUAUUCAAAGAUUUCCUCAAGAUGAAAGAAUUUACGGAGCAAAAGCAUAGGCAUUACGUCUUCAGAAAAAUUAUGAUGAAGCUCUGAAAUACUUUGAUAAAGCAAUUUAAAUGAAUCCGGAAAAUCCAAGUUUUUAUGCAGGAAAAGGUGACACUCUAAGAGAUCUGAAUCGUUAUCAGGAUUGUUUAAAAUAUUUUGAUCAAGCAAUUCACUACCAUCCUGAAAAUUCAUUUUAUUAUGGAGCCAAAGGUAGAACUUAUUUAAUAAUUAAAGCGGAUGCAUUACGACACCUCGAUCAAUUUGAUGAAGCGCUAAAAUAUGCCAACCUUGCUAUAAAUUGGAAUCCAAAUCUAGCUGAUAAUUAUGAGCUAAAAGGUAAAUCACUAUUUGUCAAAUACUAGCAAACAUUUUAAAAUUCUAGCUAAAGAUUGAUGAGGCUUUGA
Paramecium tetraurelia is the source of this 546-nucleotide messenger RNA. RefSeq lists its product as uncharacterized. The transcript is spliced from 3 exons. NCBI's taxonomy places the organism in Eukaryota, Ciliophora, Oligohymenophorea, Peniculida, Parameciidae. Gene Ontology annotation, molecular function: protein binding. The record is from RefSeq and is a predicted model, not a curated record.